This is a messenger RNA of Thermothelomyces thermophilus ATCC 42464, 1598 nucleotides long. RefSeq lists its product as uncharacterized. The transcript has a single exon. The record is from RefSeq and is a predicted model, not a curated record. Lineage: Eukaryota; Fungi; Ascomycota; Sordariomycetes; Sordariales; Chaetomiaceae. The coding region runs from base 402 to 1277 and encodes 291 amino acids.
CGAUUGGCUGCUCGGCGUCGCAGACGCUCACCUGCAACCCGCCGCUGUCUCGGUCUCUCGGUUGUUGCCUGCUGCUGCUGCUGCUGCUCGAAGCCCACGGCGCAGAACUGCGACGCCAACCAGUAGAAGAGUAGCGUGCAGGAAUUGAUCUUGUCUCGAUGCUCGCCAACAAACACAUAGCUUUCAAAAGAGAUCCCUUACCUUAUACCCUCGACGCUUAGACCGUCUCAUUGCGCGAACCCACGCCUGGAGGCCCAUCGACCAGCCACUCGGCCAUCUCUGCGACCCAAAUCUCAGCUGUGCGCAAGACGCGCAUCGACGCGCACUGGUCGCCAGUCAGAUUCUGGCGGAUUUUACAGCCCGCCGCGACUCACCUCUCUCGCGACCCCAUCAUCAGCGCAAUGCCACCCGCAGUAAGAAACCAGCAGCGGGAGGCGGCUGCAGCUGCAGCAGCGUCAGCGCCAGCACCAGCGCCAGCACCAGCACCGGCGCCCGCAGAAGUCGCAGAUCGCUCCGGAAACCCAUCCAACUCUCUCAAUCUCGAGCUAAACCGAAAUCUGCCCCGGGAAGCGCGACCCCAACAGCUCCAACAACCCUCGCCCCAACCGACCCAAACGGUCAUCACGGUACCUGCCCACUACGGCUCCCUCGACUCGGGCCCCUCGGCCGGUGCGGUGGUGGGAAUCACGCUCGGCUCCGUCGCCGGCUUCGUCCUCCUCCUCUGGCUCGUCUACACGUGCAUCAACAUGGGCAACCCCGCCCCGUCCGGCAACGACACGUCCACCGUGGUCACCGAGGGCACCGGGUCGGUCUACGUGCGCCGGCGCCGCAGCCGCAGCCGGCGGCGGUACUCGCGGCGGCGGGGCUCGGUCGCCGGCACCACCACCACCGCCGCCACCAAGGAGACGGUCGAGAUCCGCACGCGGGGCGGCGGCGGGAGGGGCGUCAUCGUGGAGGAGUCGACGACGGCGUCGCCGCCCGUGUCCGAGGUGGACCGCGUCAUCGUCGAGGAGAGGCGGAGGAGCGUGAGCCGGCACGAGGGCGGCGGGGGGCGGAGGACGAGCGUCCCGCCCCCGCCCAGGGGCGCGCUCUCGAGCGACACCGAGGACGAGGUGGUCGUGAUCGAGGAGCACAGCCCGCCGCGGCGGCGAAGGAGCAGCCGGGUGAGGAGCGCCGAGAGGCGGUUGAGCGGGUACCGCGAGGUCGACCCGGACCGGUUCGCCGGCGGGGAUGCCGAGUUUGUCGAGGUGAGGAGGUCGAGCAGCCGGAGGCGAUAGCUGCUUCCAAGAAUCCCCUUGCUCGUGUAUGCAUUUCCGUUGUCCGGCGUCUCUUUUUGCUGAUGGGAGGCGGCGGCCAUGGGACCCCUGGGGAGGAUAUUGGUGCGGACGGGUCCUGUCGGCUUUUGUUUUCUUUGGUGCGGUUGUCUCGGCGCUGGGCCGCUAAUUUUAUAUGGUUGGGUGUUGUACAUACAGGAGUGGAUGGCAGCCUUCGUGCUCUGGAACUCGAUUUGGGUGGAUUGUUUGGUCACUAGAGUACAUGAUACAAUUCCUGAUGAUAAAUCGCAUCCCAAGUUUUACCCCUCCUCAGCCGUCUUCAUU